This is a messenger RNA of Myotis daubentonii (Daubenton's bat), 4050 nucleotides long. It is a transcript of the gene GALK2, whose product is annotated as galactokinase 2. Gene Ontology annotation, molecular function: ATP binding; galactokinase activity. The record is from RefSeq and is a predicted model, not a curated record. NCBI's taxonomy places the organism in Eukaryota, Metazoa, Chordata, Mammalia, Chiroptera, Vespertilionidae. Gene Ontology annotation, cellular component: cytoplasm; cytosol. Gene Ontology annotation, biological process: carbohydrate phosphorylation; galactose metabolic process.
CGGUUGGUGCCUUAGCAACCAAACCUAGCAACUGGGGCAGAGUCUGGUGCUGCGGAGCUCAGCUGAAGAAGGGUCUUGGAAACUUUGCACUCGCACACGUCGCGCCUUUUCCAGCCUCCUAGGCUAGGGAACGGUCCCCUCCCUUGCCUGGGGCUCUGGAACCAUCUCAUUCUGGUGAAAGUAAGAGGCAGCCUAGGACCAGAAGCCUUUCGCGGAGAAAAGGGGUGACAUGCCCAUCCUGUAUGACAGAUUGCUGAAGCUAAAGGAGAUAUUUAAUUCUAAGUUUGGAUCCAUUCCCAAGUUUUAUGUUCGAGCACCAGGAAGGGUCAACAUAAUAGGAGAACAUAUAGAUUACUGUGGAUAUUCUGUUCUUCCUAUGGCUGUAGAACAAGAUAUGUUAAUAGCUGUGGAACCUGUAAAAACACACACUCUCCAACUGGCCAAUACAAAUCCCUUGUACCUGGACUUCAGUACUGGCACUAACAACAUUCAGAUUGACAAAACCAAGCCUCUGUGGCACAACUAUUUCCUAUGUGGAUUUAGAGGAAUUCAGGAACACUUUGGUCUUAGCGACCUGGCGGGGAUGAAUUGCCUGGUGGAUGGGACCAUCCCUCCAAGUUCUGGCCUCUCCAGCUCCAGUGCGUUGGUCUGUUGUGCUGGCUUAGUGACACUCACAGUUCUGGGAAUGAACCUAUCCAAGGUGGAACUUGCGGAAAUCUGCGCCAAGAGUGAGCGGUAUAUUGGCACCGAAGGAGGAGGGAUGGACCAGUCCAUAUCAUUUCUUGCAGAAGAAGGAACUGCCAAGUUGAUAGAAUUUAGCCCUCUGAGGGCAACUGAUGUGAAACUCCCCAGUGGAGCAGUGUUUGUGAUUGCCAACAGUUGUGUGGAAAUGAAUAAGGCAGCAACCUCCCAUUUCAACAUCAGGGUGAUGGAGUGUCGGCUGGCUGCAAAGCUCCUGGCUAAGUACAAAAGCUUGCAAUGGGAUAAAGUGCUGCGGCUGGAGGAGGUGCAGACCAUCCUGGGGGUCAGUCUGGAAGAAAUGCUGUUGAUUAUAGAGGAUGCUCUUCACCCUGAACCCUAUAGCCCCGAGGAGGUCUGCAGGUGUCUGGGAAUCAGCCUGCAGGAGCUUCAGACCCAAAUUCUGAGUCCAAACACUCAGGAUGUGCUCAUCUUCAAACUGUACCAGCGGGCCAAGCACGUGUGCAGCGAGGCUGCGCGAGUGCUCCAGUUUAAGAAGAUCUGUGAGGAAGCACCUGACAACAUGGUCCAGCUGCUGGGGGAGCUGAUGAACCAGAGCCACGAGAGCUGCCGGGACAUGUACGAGUGUAGCUGCCCUGAGCUGGACCGGCUGGUGGACAUCUGUCGGACGUUUGGGGCUCAAGGGUCACGACUCACAGGAGCUGGAUGGGGAGGCUGCACAGUCUCAUUGGUACCUGCUGACAAGCUGCCCAGCUUCCUAGCAAAUGUGCAGGAAGCCUAUUACCAGAGUGGUGAUCGGUGCCUGGCACCCGAGAAGCAGAGUUUGUUUGCUACCAAACCUGGAGGCGGGGCCUUGGUUUUCCUUGAGGCCUAAACAAUGUAAAAAAAUCUCAGAGAAACUAUUUAGGGCAUUUAGGAACUGGCAGGACUUCUCAUGCCACAGUAAAUUAAUCCUUUCUGUUUUGUAUUAUGAUGAACGGUUGCUAUUAUCAAGAUGUGUUUCCAAAGAAAUGGUUGCAAGCUCUCUAAGCUUCAUAACGAUUAUUUUUCCAUCUUAAAAAAUGUUUUCUACCAAUAGGAGUCAAAAUUAUGGUUGGACAGAUCCCUUAAGUAUGAUUUACUAGGAUUUAUUGACUGUAAGAUUUUUAAAGAUGAAUUGUAAAAGACAAUCCCAACCUCAUGGAUUGGACUAGAAUUAAACAUACUGCUACAGUUAAACUGAAACAAUUGACUUGUGUACAGUAUCUUAAACACAGUUUACUUCUGGUUUCUCUCAGCGUUCUUCUUCAUCCACGGUAUAGUCUUCUGUUGAUGAUGAUGAUGACAGUGAUGUCAAAAAUUCUCUGUCAAGCUUAGCUUCAUUCCGCUAUGAAAAGAAUACAUUAUUAGGGAUGCACAGAUUUUCCUGGACAGUGUAUACUGGAAAUUCCCCAGUUACCAACAUGAGCAUUAUUAAAAUACUAGAGGUCUGGUGCACGAAUUUGUGCACAUUGAAAGGAAAUUAAUUAGAAGAAAUAUUUUAAUAUUGCUAUUUGCCCUUUCUCUAUAAUAGAAGAGUCAACCAAAUUCACGAUUGACAAUGAUAGAAACACACGUGUGCGAUUGGUGCCAGUGAGAGCUUUAUAUGUAUCCUGCAUACAUGAGUCAACUUAGCCUUUUAUAUCUAUUUAUAUAUAUAAAAGCCUAAGAGAACAUCUGACCAUUCGACCAUUCAACUGAUAGCUAUGACAUGCACUGACCACCAGGGGGCAGAUGCUCAAUGCACAGGCAUGGAAACAUGGAACAGAACGAUGAAUCUCAGAGGGAAAGGGAGCAGGGGGUGAGCGGGAGGGGGUUAACCAAAGAUCUUAUAUGCAUACUAGAGGCCCAGUGCACGAAUCCCUGCAUGGGCCUCUAGUAUAUAGAAUAAGCUUGCUUAAUUAGACCUGCUUUCUGAUUUAGCUAAACUUUUUCCAGCCCAGUGAGCACCCCAACUUCUCUUUCAGAUAAUUAUCAGCAACACAGCAGUAAAUAUCAAUACAAAACACAUUAUUAUUGUAGAUCAUUCAGGGGGAACAAAGGGUAAAAUAUUUUACUGCAGCAGUGUUUGACUAUAUUCUGUGCAGUGAGAAAACCUGAAGUCAUUUUCAAGGUCCACCAUUUCUUACUUCUUUUCAGUCGGGUCAAGUUUCUAAGCUUUCUAAAUCUGUUUUCCGGCUAAUGAAAAGAAAAUAGGAUUCUACCAGUCUCCUAUCUACCUACUCCAGGACUUCUGUGAGGAUCAAAUGAGAUGAGGCACAGGAAAACUCUUCACAGACAUUUGGUUAAAGUGUGAAAUGUUUGCACCUGGCUGUAAAGCAAGUCAUGUUCCUGGGCUGAAGGAACUGCAAGGAGGCUUGUCUUCACUAGGGAGAGGAAGCCGCCUUGCACCCCUUCAUUGUGUGUCUAGUAAGUCUUAUUCAUAUAUGUGGGCCAGUGUAGAGUUGAUGUGCAGGUAUGUGGGUAAGAGUAUAAAAGGCUUAGAGAGAUGGUUCUGAGGUUGGGUAGAGGUGUUGGUGGGUACCUGUAUAUGUUUAUCAAACGUGGGCAGAAAUAUUUGGCCAGGUAGCAAUGGUAAAUGAAUGGCUUUCUCUCACGGAUAGAAGACAGGAGGGCCUUUUUGAAUUAUGUAAAGAUUUAGACAAGAAGGCAUUUAGUGAUGUAAUCUGAUAAUUGAGACAGCAGUGGUCUUAUGGCAUGAAUUAUCCAGAAAAUUACCACAAUUUUCUAUUAACCUAUGAUUGUUUUUUGCUCAUUAAUGUGCAACUCAAAGAUUGGACAUCAUCAUCUUGAAUCUCAGUUUCAUGGAGGCUCAGGCAAAGUUCGUUGUCAUAUUUCUCAAAGGACAAUAGUCAUAUAGAAAGUACUAGAAAAUCCAUUAUUUUAUUCUAAAUUAAAUUUCUUAGCAGAAAGGCAAAGACUUAGAAAACUUAAGUCAAAUUUAUUGAAAGAAUUUUGAGUUUUUAAAACUCAAUAAUCCAAAAUCUGAAUUGAUUUAAUUUUUUAAUACUCACCUAAGUAUAUAUUUAUUGAUUUUUCUUUUCUUCUUUUUUUUUUGAGAGAGAGAAUGAGAGAGAGAGAGAAAUAUCGAUUGGUUGCCUCUCAUAUGUGCCCUAACCAAGCUUGCAACUUAGGUAUGUGCCCUGACUGGGAAUUGAACCCGUCUCAUUUCAGUGUAUGGGACAAUACUCUAACCAAGCCACACUGCCCAGGGCAAACUCUGAAUUGAUUUUAAAUUAUAAUUCUUUGGUUGUUUUUUUUAAAUAUCUAUUUUCCACAAAAGAUCUGUGGCUGGUAUAUAAUUCUUUAAAGAUACCUACAUUACAGUGUUUU